Branchiostoma floridae (Florida lancelet) is the source of this 1362-nucleotide messenger RNA. RefSeq names its product homeobox protein GBX-2-like. Gene Ontology annotation, biological process: regulation of transcription by RNA polymerase II; regulation of nervous system development. Gene Ontology annotation, cellular component: nucleus. The transcript is spliced from 2 exons. The record is from RefSeq and is a predicted model, not a curated record. The coding region runs from base 178 to 936 and encodes 252 amino acids. Gene Ontology annotation, molecular function: DNA-binding transcription factor activity, RNA polymerase II-specific; RNA polymerase II transcription regulatory region sequence-specific DNA binding. Lineage: Eukaryota; Metazoa; Chordata; Leptocardii; Amphioxiformes; Branchiostomatidae.
UGAAUGGGGAAACGGAGCGUAAUUUGAGGAAGACGGAUGAGUUUUGGGCCGCACACCCCUCAAUUUUCGCCAAGCAUGCGGCAAAAGGACCGCGGGGAUAUGCGGAGAAACAACAAGCGCUGAACCGCCAGAGACACAGGAGAGAGAGGAACGCUGGCGGCGGGAGUUAGCGUGAAAAUGCAGCGGCACAGCACCGCAUUCAGCAUCGAGGCGCUGAUCGCCAAGCCCCGGCACGCGCCGCCGGCCGUGUACGGGGGGUACAGCAUGUUCGUCCCGCAGCCCUUACUGGUGCAGGCCGGUCCCACCCCGACCCUGCCGCCGGUGCCAGCCAGCUCCAUGGCGGCGGGACCUGUCAGCUCCAGCACCAGCGGGCUCCCCGGGCAGACGCACAGCCGGACAGACGCGCACACACAGCCGACAGACCAGCCCGACCUCAGCCCGGACCCGCACGACUCGCGCCCGACAUGGUCUCCCGACUCAGGAUCAGGAGCCCAGGACGGCGUGCCCGACACCACAGGCGGGGAGGACCCCGACUCCAACCCCGACAGCGACCUGGAGCUAGACGGGGCGGACAAGUCGCCCAGCCCGACGCACGGGCUCGGCAGCCCCGCCGUACCCGGGGGGAAGACCCGGCGGAGGAGAACCGCCUUCACCUCCGAGCAGCUUCUAGAACUGGAAAAGGAAUUCCACAGUAAGAAAUACCUCUCGCUAACCGAGCGAUCCCAGAUCGCGCACGCGCUCAAACUCAGCGAGGUGCAGGUGAAGAUUUGGUUCCAGAACAGGAGAGCGAAGUGGAAACGGGUGAAGGCCGGGAACACCAACACCCGCGGACCCAACCCCAACCCCAAAAUCGUGGUGCCGAUCCCCGUCCAUGUGAACCGCUUCGCCAUGAGGAGUCAGCACCAACAGAUCGGCAAGUCUCACCAGGGUUUGUGACGGGACGGACACAAGGUAGAACUCCACUGUAAAUGUAAUAUGGACACAUGUGUAGUUCACGAGCAAUAUUAGUUUAUAAUGAAUACAGUGCAAGGGACGGAGAACAGGGGUAACGUGGCUGGGAAAUCGCCUUUAUAAAGUUUAUUUACGUCCGGAAACGAUCUUUUUUCUGGUACGCUAAAACAUUUCAGGUCGGUUUGCUGAAUUUUAAAAUUGUGAUGGAGUAGGGUGCGAGCGUUGUGUGAAGAGAAUGAAUAUGGAAGACCAUGUAAACAGUUCGUCUUCUGAAAGCUGUGUUUAGAAAUCAAGAAGAACUCUGUAAUGAAUUCUAACUUUAUCCCCGAAUGCCAUAACAUUUCUUCACGUCGAAACGUCGGUGUGCAUUGUAAACUUACUAAGAAAUUACAAAAGGAAACUAAAAACUUU